AUGGAUAUCACAAGGACCGGCGACAGCCACUUGUUUGCUUUCUACCAACUUGACUUGAGUACCAGUAUUGAUGAGGAGACCAAGCCAAAGCCUUCCCCUGCCACAACCAGAGCCAUUGCUUCAUUGCUGUCGAACCUGGAUAUGCUAGUGGAAGUGUGGGAUGAAGACUGCACUUUCCUCUGGAGAUUCAAGAAGAACCAGUAUCUGACUGUUGAGCAGGGCAGGAAGGGCCGCUUUGUUGAGCAACAGGCCCAGGAGCAGAUCCAGGCAGAGGUGGUUGUGGUGGCUGAACCUUGUCUUACUCCGGUUGAGGUGGCUCCAGUGAAGCCUCCUGCUGCCUUGAAGAAGCCUCCACCUAUGUCUAUUGCAGUCAAGCCUGUCCCUGCUGCUGUUGUUCCUGUCAAGAAGAAGAAACCACACAACAACAAACGACGAGAAAGCAGUGGCACCUUGGAACCUUGGGAUGAAAGGAAGGAAGAUGCUGAUUUGGUGGAGUUGGUGGAUUUGAUUGGAAAUCAGCAGAUCAGCACUCGGUCCACUGAUACUGAGUACACCUAUGAGACUGUGGAGAUGAAGAUUGAAUAUGCAAUCCACAACAACAAAAUCAUUGUAUGA
Seminavis robusta is the source of this 615-nucleotide messenger RNA. Lineage: Eukaryota; Bacillariophyta; Bacillariophyceae; Naviculales; Naviculaceae. The record is from the annotation of a GenBank genome assembly.